Messenger RNA from Nomascus leucogenys (northern white-cheeked gibbon), 2241 nucleotides. RefSeq names its product meprin A subunit alpha (gene MEP1A). Gene Ontology annotation, biological process: proteolysis. Lineage: Eukaryota; Metazoa; Chordata; Mammalia; Primates; Hylobatidae. The record is from RefSeq and is a predicted model, not a curated record. Gene Ontology annotation, molecular function: metalloendopeptidase activity; protein binding; zinc ion binding. Gene Ontology annotation, cellular component: membrane.
AUGGCUUGGACUAGAUCCACUUGCAUUCUCUUUUUUACCUUGUUUUUUGCCCACAUAGCAGCUGUACCGAUUAAGUAUCUUCCUAAAGAAAAUGUACAUGACGCAGAUUUUGGUGAACAGAAGGAUAUUUCAGAAAUCAAUUUAGCUGCAGGCUUGGACCUCUUUCAAGGGGACAUCCUCUUGCGGAAAUCCAGAAAUGGCCUGAGAGACCCAAACACCAGGUGGACGUUCCCCAUUCCUUACAUCUUGGCCGAUAAUUUGGAGCUGAAUGCUAAAGGAGCCAUUCUGUAUGCCUUCGAGAUGUUCCGCCUCAAGUCCUGUGUGGAUUUCAAGCCCUAUGAAGGAGAGAGCUCAUAUAUCAUAUUUCAACAGUUUGAUGGGUGCUGGUCUGAGGUUGGUGACCAACACGUGGGACAGAACCUUUCCAUUGGCCAAGGAUGUGCCUAUAAGGCCAUCAUAGAACACGAGAUCCUGCAUGCUUUGGGAUUUUACCACGAGCAGUCAAGGACGGACCGGGAUGAUUAUGUGAACAUCUGGUGGGACCAGAUUCUUUCAGGUUACCAGCACAACUUUGACACCUAUGAUGAUAGCUUAAUCACAGACCUCAAUACACCCUAUGAUUAUGAGUCUGUGAUGCACUACCAGCCUUUCUCAUUUAACAAGAAUGCAAGUGUUCCCACCAUCACAGCCAAGAUCCCUGAGUUUAACUCCGUUAUCGGACAGCGCCUGGAUUUCAGUGCCAUUGAUUUAGAGAGGCUGAACCGAAUGUACAAUUGCACCACAACUCACACUCUUUUGGACCACUGUACUUUUGAGAAGGCAAACAUCUGUGGAAUGAUUCAGGGCACCAGAGAUGACACUGACUGGGUCCAUCAGGACACUGCUCAAGCUGGAGAAGUGGAUCACACCUUGUUGGGACAAUGCACAGGUGCCGGCUACUUCAUGCAGUUCAGCACCAGCUCGGGGUCCGCGGAAGAGGCAGCCCUACUGGAGUCUCGGAUUCUUUACCCGAAGAGGAAGCAGCAGUGCCUGCAGUUUUUCUAUAAAAUGACAGGAAGUCCCUCAGACAGACUCGUUGUCUGGGUCAGGAGGGAUGACAGCACAGGCAAUGUUCGCAAGCUGGUGAAGGUGCAGACUUUUCAAGGAGAUGAUGACCAUAACUGGAAAAUUGCCCAUGUGGUGCUCAAAGAGGAACAGAAGUUUCGCUACCUUUUCCAGGGCACAAAAGGCGAUCCUCAGAACUCAACUGGGGGAAUUUACCUGGAUGACAUCACUCUGACAGAAACCCCCUGCCCCACAGGGGUCUGGACAGUGCGGAAUUUCUCCCAAGUCCUUGAGAACACCAGUGAAGGGGACAGGCUUCAGAGCCCUCGAUUCUAUAAUUCAGAGGGAUAUGGUUUUGGGUUAACUUUAUACCCAAAUGGCAGAGAAAGCUCUGGCUACUUGAGACUUGCUUUUCACGUGUGCAGUGGGGAGAACGAUGCUAUCCUGGAGUGGCCGGUAGAAAACAGACAGGUGAUAAUUACCAUCCUCGACCAGGAGCCUGAUGUCCGGAACAGGAUGUCCUCAAGCAUGGUGUUCACCACCUCGAAGUUGCACACAUCUGCAGUGAUAAAUGACACCUGCAUCUGGGACAGGCCGUCCAGGGUGGGAACCUACCAUACGGACUGUAAUUGUUUUAGAAGCAUCGACAUGGGCUGGAGUGGUUUCAUCUCCCACCAAAUGCUGAAAAGGAGGAGUUUCCUGAAAAAUGAUGACCUCAUCAUGUUUGUGGACUUUGAAGAUAUCACCCACCUCAGCCAGACUGAAGUUCCCACUAAAGGCAAAAGACUGAGCCCCCAAGGCCUCAUUCUUCAAGGCCAGGAGCAGCAGGUCUCCGAAGAAGGUUCGGGAAAGGCCGUGUUAGAGGAAGCCCUGCCUGUCAGCCUGAGCCAGGGGCAGCCCAGCCGACAGAAGCGGUCAGUGGAGAACACAGGCCCCCUGGAGGACCAUAACUGGCCACAGUACUUCAGAGACCCAUGUGACCCAAACCCUUGCCAAAAUGACGGCAUCUGUGUGAACGUGAAGGGGAUGGCGAGCUGCAGGUGCAUCUCUGGACACGCUUUCUUCUACACGGGGGAGCGCUGUCAGGCCAUGCAGGUGCACGGCAGCGUCCUGGGCAUGGUGAUCGGAGGCACGGCUGGCAUGAUCUUCUUGACCUUCUCCAUCAUCGCCAUCCUUUCCCAAAGGCCAAGGAAGUGA